Messenger RNA from Cydia amplana, 519 nucleotides. RefSeq names its product UPF0729 protein AAEL015238. The coding region runs from base 222 to 485 and encodes 87 amino acids. The transcript has a single exon. NCBI's taxonomy places the organism in Eukaryota, Metazoa, Arthropoda, Insecta, Lepidoptera, Tortricidae. The record is from RefSeq and is a predicted model, not a curated record.
UUACUUAUCCCCAAAAAUAAAGUGAAGUGAAUUUGGAAUAGCAAAUUGUAACUCUUGUAGUUUUGAACAUAAUAAUAUAUGCUUAUUCAUCGCUCUAAGAAACGGCAUUGAUAAACACGACCCGGAAAUCUUGAAUAUUCUGAAUAAGCCAUUUGCUCACGUAUUUUCGACGAUUCUACAGCUACGUGACACACUCAUACGAGUUUGAAUCGUGCGUCAACAUGGUUUGUGUGCCUUGCUUCAUUAUCCCGGUGCUGCUGUUCAUCUGGCACAGAUUUAUCCAGCCAUACGUGCUUCGUUUCUGGAAUCCUUGGGCAGUGAAGGACGCGGAGGGAAACGUGGUGAAGACGGAAGCCCCCUUCAGUUGUGAAGGAGGCGUUUGUAUGUUUGGAAAGAAGAAGUUGGAGAACAAAGAUGAAGAUAAGGGCAGCGAAGCAUCAAAAGACGACAAAGAAAAGUGCAGUGAGCGACUAAAAGCAGAAUAGUUUGUUGUUUCCAUUGUUUCUUAAUAUAUCUUAG